Molecule: messenger RNA, 3054 nt
Organism: Naegleria fowleri
Lineage: Eukaryota; Heterolobosea; Eutetramitea; Acrasida; Naegleriidae
Exons: 1
Coding region: 1-3054 (1017 amino acids)
Biological process (GO): endoplasmic reticulum to Golgi vesicle-mediated transport; COPII-coated vesicle cargo loading; intracellular protein transport
Cellular component (GO): endoplasmic reticulum exit site; COPII vesicle coat
Molecular function (GO): zinc ion binding; SNARE binding
Source: RefSeq, a predicted model, not a curated record
AUGAAUCCACAACAAUUUUACAAUCCCCUUCUUCAUCAACAGCAAUCAGCACAGCAGCAAAAUGUUCGAUCUCCACCCUCUCCUCAUCAAAAUAUGAUGAUGAUGAAUCAACCACCUCAAGUGGGAGGUGGAUUCUAUCAUCCAUCUUCAUCAUCUAUGGUCCAAUCAUCUCCUACCACCAAUACUGGAGGAUUUUAUAAUCCUACAUCAUCAAGCCAAACACCAACCACUACAACCGGAGGAGGAUUUUAUGAUCCUACAAUGCCUACAGGUGGAUAUGGAAAUUAUGGCACCACAGGCCUAUAUCAAACAACUUCCAUCACUCCACCAACAACAACAUCUUCACAGUUUUACAAUCCUGCUCUUCAAUCCGGUAUUUCGGGAACCAAGAAUGUAGGCCCUCCUCCAACAGAACUCAAAUUUGGAGGUGAAGCUCUUCAUGGUGCUCUCACUCAGCAGCAGCAGCAUGGUACUGUGCUCCCUCCAAGCACAGGUGCUAUUCCUCCAGGAACCACUCAGUCAACAUUGGGUACCACUUCAGCGGCGAUUCCUUCCAUUCAACAUCCAGAGACUGCCUUUGAACAAGGACAAAACUACAGCGUGCAAGAUGUUAUUUCUCAUAUGGGCACUCUCACAUUGAACCCACAACAAAAUGCUCCUUAUGUGAAUAUAAUGCCAAAUAAUAUGCCACAACCAAAGGAAGCUGGAGAGCUAUUGACUGCUCACAUCUCAGGUCAGCCCGAUGUUUCUCCUCUCUAUCAAGCCCAUUACAAUCUCUAUAAAAGUAUCUACGUAAAUGAUACCAAAACAGCAGCAGAAGUAUUCAAAUCACUUCAAAGCGACGAAAACACAAUGAAAAUGUCGUGUAAUGCAGUUCCACAAAGUUUAGAUCUUCUUAACCGAUAUGGAUUACCUUUUGGUUGUGUAUUGAAGCCUUUCCAUCUCAAAGAAGUACCCACUAUCGGAGGAAACUUGAUUAUUCGUUGUAAUAAUUGCAGAACCUACAUCAACCCAUUUGUUCAAUUCAUUGAAUUCGGAAAUAAGUGGCAAUGUAACGUUUGUAAGCAAAUCAAUGAAGUUCCAAAAAGAUACUACAGCCCAACCGAUAUGAAUGGGGUGAGACAGGACUUUUUUGAAAGACCCGAACUCACAAAUGGUGUCUAUGAGUAUUUGGCUCCUCAAGAAUACAUGUCUCGACCUCCACAGCCACCUGCAUAUUUAUUCUUAAUAGAUUCAAGUUUCAAUAGUAUUAAUGGAGGUUUGUUCCAAGCAUCUGUAAAGGCUAUUAAGAAUUGUUUGAAAGGUUUGAAGGAGCAAUCGCCAAGAACAAUGAUUGGUAUUGUUUGCUUUGAUAGCAAGAUUCACUUUUUCAACUUGAGAUCAACUCUUACUCAACCCCAACAAUUAGUUGUUGGUGAACUGAACGAAUCACUUCUCCCAUUGCCAAACGAUUUACUUGUUAAUUUGGAAGAGAGUUAUAAUUUAGUGGAAAUUUUGUUGGACAAGCUUGAGGUCAUGUUUAGAGGAUCUACCAGUGUCGAGUGCUGUUUAGGAUCUGCCCUUAAUGCUGCAGGUAGAUUAAUUGGAAGAUUUGGUGGAAAGGUUUCUAUUUUCCUUUCUCAAUUACCAACAAUUGGACCAAACAAGCUUACCAACCGCGAGAGUUUAAAUGACUAUGGAAAUGAUAAGACCGAAGCAAAACUUUUGCAACCAGUAGAUAACAGCUAUAGAGAUUUUGCUCUCCUUUUCAAUAAGGACCAAAUUUGUUGUGACUUGUAUUGUUAUGCCAUUCCCGAAUCUACACACUCAUUCUUGGAUAUUGCAACACUUUCUAGUCUCUCCAAAUUCACUGGAGGUUCCUGCAAACUGUAUGAAUAUCCUGAUCAAUUAAGCCACCAAUUAGCUGCAGAUUUGAAACAAUGCUUGAUCGAUGAGUUGACUGGAUUUGAAAGCGUCAUGAGAAUCAGAGUGAGCAGUGGUAUGAAAAUUGUGAACUUCUUUGGUAACUUCUUCAUCAGAGGACAUGACUUAAUGGCCCUACCAAAUAUUUCAGGAACUCAAACCUUCGGCUUCCAAAUGGUUCACACUGGUGCCAUGCUCUCCACACCAAACGUCAGUGUUCAGGUUGCUGUUCUCUAUACCUCAGAACAAGGACAAAGAAAGAUUCGUGUUUGCAAUUUACUCUUACCAAUUACUAAUUCAUUGUCUGUUCUUUACAACAGCACUCAACCAACAGGUAUGAUUAACUUGAUGGGUAAAAUUUUAGCUGCCGACUUGGCAAAGGAAGGAGUCACUAAUUCAAGAUCCACUCUCAUUGAUAAGUGGCUCAAAUCAGCUGUGACCAGUUAUAAGAGUGUUGCAAAUGUUGGCAUUGGUAUGGGAUUAACUUUGCCCGUUUCCCUUCAAUAUUUACCUCUUUUUGUAUGUGGCCUCAGCAAAACUAAUAUGUUGUUAGGAGGAAAGGAAGUGAGAGCAGACAACAGAAUAGCAUCUUCUUUAUAUCUCACCUCGUGUACUGUUCAACAAUCAAUAUUACUGUCUCAUCCUUUGUUGAUUUCAGUUACUGAUCUACUUGCUGAUGAAACCGCAGAUACUGAUUCAGAUAAGCCAAAGGUUUUGAAAUUGUUCCCUCUCUCCAGAAAACUUAUCAACCCAGAAGACGGAUGCUAUUUACUGUGUGAUGGUAUGGCAAUUUAUUUGUGGCUAGGAAGAAAGCAAUGGGAUACUGACAGAGAAAAAUUCUUUGAUUUGGUCUAUGAGUUGAAUUACAAUAGAUUCACCUUGCAAGCCGAUCAAAAUGAGGAGUUGCCAUUUGGUGACGAUCCACUUCUUGCCAAAGUUUUUGACUUGUGUGAAUUAUUUAGAAUUCAACUCAAAACAGAAAUGCCAAUUCGAAUUGCAAAUACCAAUAUCACUGGUCAACCAAGCAGUGACAAAUUGAAGAAGGUACUUUUCACUGAUUUCCAUAGAACAUUCUUGAAAAAGCUUGCCGAAGACAAGACGCUGCCUGUCACCAUGUCCUACUCAGACUUGGUAACUUAUUUGAGCAAGUAA